UUUUGAGUUUGAGGAGUUUGAGUUCUGCAAGGAUCCGUGUGGGGCCACAGCCAGUUACUUUUCGAGAGAGAAAUAUAAUUGUGUCUUGAGCAAGAACGGCCUCGAUAGGUGGGAAGCUGAUAGUCAGUUACAGCAAGGAUCUGGAAAAUGGAGGGAGAAAACAGCAAGCCUCCACAGACCAGAAAUUCGCCGCCUCAGACUAUGGGCGAACCAUCCAGCUGCGGAGAAUCUGUUGUUGGCGACCCGCGUUCAGUCAAUAACAACAAAUCAGAGGCACCCGCUUCUGCUAGCUCUGAUACCUGUGAUGGCCAGGCGGCAAGUCGUGUGGCCAUGUCAGCCCCCGAAGAGAGUCACUCUAGUCCUGUGGAAAAUGGCAGUGUAAAUCGAACAAAAAGCAAUGGCUCGGGAGUUGUAUCGAGUGUGUCUGCUACAUCAAUGUCCAGUGGCACAACCACGCUUUCAGUGCGCGGCGAGGCGCUGCAGCUGUUCGGCCUUAAGGGCAUCACGCGGAGUAAAGUCGCGGAGGUCCUCGGCAGCCGUCCGUCCGCCCGCACGGAGGAGCUGGGCAAUGCCUACAUGGCGCUGUUCGACUUUGAAGGUGUGUCGGUGGUGGACGCACUGCGCGUGCUCCUGGAACGCUGCAGCAUAGCUGGCGAGACGCAGGCGCAGGCACGUAUCGUCGAGUUCUUUGCCCGGCGCUACGCCGAGUGCAACUCUUCCGUCGGCGAUGCAGAUGCAGUUCAUUCGCUCACAGCGGCAGUAAUGUUGCUCAACCAAGAUCUGCACGGCCAGAAUCUAGGAAAGAAAAUGACAUCGUCACAGUUUCUUAGCAACGUAGGGCUUUUGCGGGAUGGGAAGCCGCCGAUUCCUAAAUCUGCCGUCAAGGAGGUUUAUGCACAGAUCAAGUCUCGUCCCCUUGCAUUUGUUCACGACGAUGAUGAGCAGUCAAUUGCCAGCCAUCUUCACACCUCAUCCGAAGCUGUAGGCACAAUUGUUCUGCCAAACAGUGUUGUCGAGGUGAACUUGGACGAUUUCCCAACGGUGAUCAGAGAAGGGCUGCUGAAGAGAAAGAAUGUCGGCGGUGGUUUUGGCCACCGAAGCUGGUCCUUACGAUACUGUGUUGUGCGUGGUUUCAUCUUGCAUCUCUUCAAGAUGGACGGCAAGAGCGCACGGUCAGUUCCCAACUUUGCGGACAUGCAGUCGGCAGUGCUCUUGACGCAUGCUUUGGCCACGCCGGCUGUCAAGUAUCACAAGCGUCAGUACUGCCUGCAGUUGCUGGACAGUAAUGGUACCUAUCAUCUCUUCCAAGCGUCCAACUACGACGACCUCACCUCCUGGGUAAUUGCCAUCAACCGUGCCGCGGCCCUACACUCAACUAAGCCGCUGGCAGCUCCCAUUGGCUCAUGUGUAGACAGAUUUGAGCGCCCGCCAUUGCCCAAGCAUCCGAGCAAGGCUGCUCCCGAGGAGCAGUUGUCGUUCUAUCGGGAGAAAGUCGAUGAGCUAAUCAAGGACAUUGCCAUUGAACAGGAAGAUAGACCUUCACCAGCCAACAAGAAGAAGCAGCGCUUGUUCAAGGUGUGGGAGGCCAGGUGUGAAUACAUGAGCAGUGAACUGGUGCGCUAUCAGUCGUACGUUGAAGCCAUGACUCUGGACCAUGACUUUGCUCCGACCGCCAAGUAUGCCGGAGAGCUGCUAUCGCCCUCACACAGCGUGUCUUCAAUAAGCUCCAGUCACAGCGCCGCGUCGGUGCGCUCGAUGAACCGCAGCCGCUUCCAACGCACCACGCCCCAGUCAAGCAGCCUGGCCAGUACUGCGGAGCGCUCACAGUCCGCCAGUAACGUAGAGGCCAUCACCCCACCACCGGGCUCUGCCUCAUGCUCAGCCCUGGGAAAGACUGGUAGUCGUGACAGCUACCGAGAAGCUGUCAAUCAUGCACCGUAAAUACACAUUGACUAAGAGCGACCCACUAUAUUUUCCCAUUACCCUCAGAUCUACUACUGCCCUGUAUCACCUUACUCUCUCAUUCUACAACUCACCUCGUCUCUCUCUCUCUCUCUCAAAGUACGCAUGCACGCACCACACCAUUCAACUAUUUUCUUACGUAUUUGUGGGUUGCAUAAUGAGUUUUGUUGAUUUGCAAAUUAGCCAUGCAUCAUUGCCUGCUACAUGUCUAUGUUAGAUUUGCUAAGAAGAAUAUUUGCAGUGUUUUCAUAUUUUUAGUCAUAACUAUCCUGGAAAGAACGUACAAGACAUUAACAACCUGGGACCAGGCAUGCAGGGCAUCUGUGUUCACACCGUUCUUCUUUUCAGAACUCCUUUACAUAUGUUUGUUCUGGUGACACAUUGACUGGCGGUGCCGGCUAACACA
This is a messenger RNA of Sycon ciliatum, 2368 nucleotides long. Its product is annotated as PH and SEC7 domain-containing protein 2-like. The transcript is spliced from 9 exons. The record is from RefSeq and is a predicted model, not a curated record. Bases 148 to 1941 code for a protein of 597 amino acids. Gene Ontology annotation, biological process: regulation of ARF protein signal transduction. Gene Ontology annotation, molecular function: guanyl-nucleotide exchange factor activity. NCBI's taxonomy places the organism in Eukaryota, Metazoa, Porifera, Calcarea, Leucosolenida, Sycettidae.